AUGGUGAGGCCAUCACAAAGUAUGUAUGAUAGACACUUAACUAUAUUUUCUCCAGAUGGGAAUUUAUAUCAAAUAGAAUAUGCUAUAAAAGCAGUGAAAAAUACUAAUAUAACUUCAAUAGGAGUAAAAGGAGAAAAUUGUGCAGUAAUAAUUUCUCAAAAAAAAAUGGCAACGCAAUAUAUAUCUCAAGAUAAAUUAUUAGAUUAUAAUAAUAUAACGAACAUAUACAAUAUAACAGAUGAAAUAGGAUGUUCAAUGGUAGGUAUGCCAGGUGAUUGUUUAAGUAUGGUAUAUAAAGCAAGAUCAGAAGCAUCUGAAUUUUUAUAUCUUAAUGGAUAUAAUGUGAAUGUUGAGACAUUAUGUAGAAAUAUUUGUGAUAAAAUUCAAGUAUAUACACAACACGCAUAUAUGAGAUUACAUGCUUGCAGUGGCAUAAUUAUUGGAAUGAAUGAGGAAAAUAAACCUGAACUUUACAAAUUCGAUCCAUCUGGUUUUUGCGCAGGGUAUAGAGCAUGUGUCAUUGGAAAUAAAGAACAAGAAAGUGUAUGUAUUUUAGAAAGAUUAUUAGAAAAAAGAAAGAAAAAAAUUCAACAAGAAACAUUAGAAGAAGAUAUACAAAAUACUAUUAUUUUAGCUAUUGAAGCAUUACAAACUGUUCUUGGUUUUGAUUUAAAGGCAAAUGAAAUUGAGAUGGCAGUUGUAUCAAAAAAUAAUCCUAAUUUUACUCAGAUAAGUGAAAAAGAAAUAGACAACUAUCUAACCUAUAUAGCAGAAAGAGAUUAA
Messenger RNA from Plasmodium gallinaceum, 783 nucleotides. Its product is annotated as proteasome subunit alpha type-6, putative. The transcript is spliced from 3 exons. Gene Ontology annotation, biological process: ubiquitin-dependent protein catabolic process. Bases 1 to 783 code for a protein of 260 amino acids. NCBI's taxonomy places the organism in Eukaryota, Apicomplexa, Aconoidasida, Haemosporida, Plasmodiidae. The record is from RefSeq and is a predicted model, not a curated record. Gene Ontology annotation, cellular component: proteasome core complex; nucleus; proteasome core complex, alpha-subunit complex.